UCAUUCCUCGCCACUGACACAAACAUCGUAACGGUAGAGAUGGCGACCGGUGUGUCAUACGUUACCUAGCCAAAAGCGAUGUUUUUAAAAGGAUAUCCAUCGGAGUAAGACUUCACCCUGUUGAUUUCACACAGACCGAACAACCGGACAUCAUGGAGGAACCGUGGGAUUUUGAGUUUCUGUCCCGUAUCGCUGACAGCUGCGUGUCGUUCCUCUCUGAAUUUGUUGACGACUGGCUCGCCAACGACAUGAGAGUUUCCAUAUUCAAAAUCCUUCUCAGCUGGUUAAUUUUUAGUCUUAUCGCAAUUCACUUCGCGUGGAAAGUCUACGGGAAUACGGUGAACGACAUGUAUUAUCGGCAAGGUACUGGACAGAACGGAGGGACACCUGAGACAGCUCCUCACCUGAGUGGAUGGGAAACCAGAGUAGGAGAGACCCUGAAGACUCAUCGCGAUUAACAGGACAAUGGUCUUGGACUUUGGAUUUUAUCCAAAUGAGAGCUGGACAGUUAGUAUAUCUCCCAGAGACACUGAAUGCAUCCUCAAGUUUUGCUGAGAAUAUCUUCGGUGCAUUUAAGAUGCAUGCACCUUCUGGCAGCUGCCUGGAGAAACAUGUUAUUGUUUUUCAUGCAAACCAACAGUGAUCCACUAAAUCAACUUUAAAGUGCUGUGAGAUAUUUAUUUUGGUUUGUCAACAUUUGUCAUUGAGCAGAACUCUGCAUAAAUACCUAGAUUGAUCUGUUUGGCUUAGUGGUCAACUGUUAAUUUUUUCACCCCCAAAGAGGCUUCAGCACAAAUGUGAAACAUAUUAAUGGGCUUGUGUGUAAAUUAAGGGUGCUUUAAGAACACUUAUGACUGCAAGCAAGAAAUAAAUAAUUGGACUUGGAAUUAAAUGAUGAAUGGAAGAAAAAAGUACCAGUAGUAGUUUUCAAGACAGGACACACAGGAUAAUGUGGAUAUUUUUUUAAUGGUAAUCCUGAAAUGCCACAAGAGGGAUAAGUGAAUGAUGUGCAUGUACCCAGUUAUGAUUAAGAAGAUUAUUUGACGUGGACAGGGUCAUUUCUAUCACUGCUAUUUCAUAAAUAAAGCACAUGGUCUGUUAGAAUACAGAGCCAUGAAAAGCA
Dicentrarchus labrax (European seabass) is the source of this 1123-nucleotide messenger RNA. It is a transcript of the gene tcta, whose product is annotated as T cell leukemia translocation altered. The transcript is spliced from 3 exons. The record is from RefSeq and is a predicted model, not a curated record. Lineage: Eukaryota; Metazoa; Chordata; Actinopteri; Moronidae. The coding region runs from base 153 to 458 and encodes 101 amino acids.